Molecule: messenger RNA, 2538 nt
Organism: Anopheles cruzii
Lineage: Eukaryota; Metazoa; Arthropoda; Insecta; Diptera; Culicidae
Exons: 9
Biological process (GO): proteolysis
Molecular function (GO): serine-type endopeptidase activity
Source: RefSeq, a predicted model, not a curated record
AUGCUGGUGCUGGUGUUACUGUGUACGGUGGUCCUGAUGGACUGUUCUGCCGGAGAUAAUGCGUUCAUCGAUAGCCCUCCCGAAGGCUACUACGAACGAACGUCACUAGCUGGUAAGCGAGUUUAAUACACACAUUUUGGGCGCUUGUGACACGCACGUUAAAUGGACGGUUUUCUCGAUAACCCAGAUUGUCCCAGUCGGUUCUACAGUGAAGAUGUGUCCAGUGCGUUGGGAUUUUUCAUCUACGGCGGAGGUCGAGCGUACCUCAAUGAGUUUCCUCACAUGGGCGCGAUCGGAUGGACGACACAAAAUGCGGCGGUCCCGCGUUUAGUCGAGUAUAAAUGCGGUGGAUCGUUAAUUGCGGCAAAGUGGGUGCUAACCGCCGCUCACUGUGGACAGGAUGAGAACAGGAUUGCUCCCGACACGGUACGGCUCGGUGAUACGGACCUGGCCACGACGGCAGAUGAUGCUAGUGCCCAACAGUUCACCAUCGUGAGCUUCACGGUGCACGAUAAGUACAAGAAGAGCAAAAAGUACUACGACAUUGCGCUGAUCGAGCUGGACCACGAGGCGAAGUUCACGCUGGCCGUGUGUCCGAUUUGUCUGUGGCCGUUGGACAAUUUGCAAGACUUCAGUGCAAGCCUGCGAUCGGUUGGUUUUGGGCAUACUUCUUAUGGAUCCGGAAUGAGUCCAGUGUUGCAGAAGGUAUCACUCAACUACUACGACUCCGAAUCGUGCAACAAUGAGCUACCGAGACCGAAGUUCUUCAAGGACGGCCUGACGCAGGAUCAGUUCUGUACGAAAACUCCAAACAAAGAUGCCUGCCUCGGGGACUCGGGUGGCCCACUGCAGAUCGAUCUGUCCGACGUGUCGCGGAUCAUACCGUACCUGACGGGUGUGGUCUCAUUCGGAACGGGGUGUUGGGAUGGCUCGUUCGGGGUGUACACCAAAGUGUCCAGCUACAUCGACUGGAUUCGGCAGAGGGUGAACGUGACGGUAGAUCCGAUCGAGUGUGCCCGGAACUCCGAGUGCCUGCGAUCGAGACCUUUCUCCGACAGCCGCCUGAGUCCUCAGAACAAUUCUCCAUUCUUCAAGGUCAACCUUCGAAAGUCGGACAAUAGUUCCUUCCACCAGUGCAGUGGAGCCUUGAUAGACUACCGUCACGUUGUUACAUCGGCUACGUGCGCCUCCCGAAACAAUCAGCGGCCAGCCUUCGUCGAGGCCAACAACAAUCUGAUCGAGAUCGUCGAUGUCGAUCUACACCCGCAGUACGUUCCCGGCAAGAGCUACAACAACCUGGCGGUCCUUACGCUCGGCAAGUUCUACAACCCCAACAAGAUCUACCAGAUCAUCGCCCCGGCCUGCAUGUGGAAGGAAGAUCGCAUUACCGAUUUGGUAAUGUUUUUCUCGGGCUACGGCCCGGAAGUGAAGGACGAUCCGAAGGAAAAGGCGAACAGUGUAUCGCUUAAAAUUUUGGUAGCUCUGCUAACGGAAAAUGGGCGUUGCGAGGCGAACGACGCGUGGAAGGUAAACACCAGUCUUGCGGCGGGCUUUAACAGCGAUUUUCUCUGCACACACAACCCCAUCGAUUUGGUGCCCGGGAUUUGCAAGCUCGAACCUGGCGGCGCAGUUUCCAAUUUCCGGCGAGAUGAUAUUGUUCCGUACGUAUACGGAAUCAACGCGCUCGACGAGGGUCCUUGCGGUGGGUCUCAGAACCCCUUCGUUGCUACCCGACUGGCACCGUCCUACAACUGGAUUGAGUCGAUCGUGCUUAACCGGACGAUCGAGCAUAUUCCUGGGACAAUCAUUCCUCUGCUACUUUCAGAUGUACUAACUAAUCACAUUAGACCGUACGGAGAUGACCUUCUUCGCAGACCGUCUGCUACUACCGUGCAAGUCUAUCAUCAGUCAUUGAAGAAUACGCCGGAUACGUACAAAAUUUAUGGACCUCACUUUGGUCUUCCACUUGGGCAGAAGGUCAACCCACUGCUACCAGCUACUCGUGUGGCCCCCGUAAGGCCAGUGAGCGCUGCCCGCCCGACAGACCCCCAGAUCGAAAUCGUUCCAUCGCUAGAACUACCUGGGUUAGGGCAUGUGAUCAACUACACACCGUUCCCGGUACAGCAGCAUCAGCAGCAGUACCAGAGAACUCCACCCUACCAGCAAGUGCAUCCUUAUCAUCAGCAGCAGCAUCCUCACCAAUCGAUCGUAGAUCACAACCAACUUGUAUCGAUCAUCCGAUCUGUGGAGUUGCACGAGAACGGUUACUGCACACUGCCGACUGGAGCCGUUGGCCGCUGUCUGCACUAUACGCGCUGUCCUUCGAUGUACUGGAACACUCAAAACGUGGCCGCCUACCUUCGCCUAGGCUUGGUUCCCUUUUGCAACCAGCAGCAACAGAUCGUUUGCUGUCAGGUACAGUGAAAGGUACACCGGCGAGUGUAGGAAACGCGCCUGGAACUCCCAGCAGGAGUUGUCCACAAGUGUACACCGCUUAACACCGGAGCCCAUAAAUACUCAAUAUGGUUAGUGUUACUU